Molecule: messenger RNA, 4997 nt
Organism: Thunnus maccoyii (southern bluefin tuna)
Lineage: Eukaryota; Metazoa; Chordata; Actinopteri; Scombriformes; Scombridae
Gene: papolg
Product: poly(A) polymerase gamma
Exons: 24
Coding region: 330-2828 (832 amino acids)
Cellular component (GO): nucleus
Molecular function (GO): RNA binding; poly(A) RNA polymerase activity
Source: RefSeq, a predicted model, not a curated record
CCCAGCGUGCUGCUGACAAACGCCUUUACAGUUGUAGAUUUGAUUUAAAAAAGGUCCUAACAGCAAUUAAACGCGUGUUUAGUUUAUAGCAUCCAAACACCCCGUGUGGUUUGUUAAUGAAUUAGACAUGACCGUGCUAUCAGGGUUACGAACGGAUCCGUUACGUUAUAAGAAGUGAUUCCGGUUCAGUGGCAGGUUUGAACUCUCUGGAAAGUGACCAUUGUUGUAAUCAGGUCGAGGCUGUUACCAUCUCUACUUGCUGACUUUCUUAGUUUUUUUACGGGUUAAACGUUACAGCGGGACAAACAGAGCAAGCUUUUUAGAGUGUCAUGAAAGAAAUGUCCAGCACCAUGCCUGGUGGGCAGCAGCCUCAGAAACACUAUGGCAUCACCUCUGCCAUUAGCCUUGCACCCCCACGAGAAAUAGACCACCAGUACACCAAGAAGCUCUGUGAUGCUAUGAAGCCUUUUGGGGUGUUUGAAGAUGAAGAGGAAUUGAACCAUAGACUUGCAGUUCUUGGGAAGUUGAAUAACUUUGUUAAAGAAUGGAUCGCAGAGAUCAGUGAAUUAAAGAACCUUCCACCAUCAGCUAUAAGCUGUGUUGGGGGCAAGAUAUUUACAUUUGGUUCAUACCGUCUUGGAGUGCACACAAAAGGAGCUGAUAUUGAUGCCUUAUGUGUGGCUCCACGCCACGUAGAAAGAAGUGACUUUUUCCAGUCUUUCUUUGAGAAAUUGAAACAGCACGAAGAGAUCAAAGACCUGAGGGCUGUCGAGGAUGCUUUUGUACCAGUGAUCAAAUUCAAAUUUGAUGGAAUAGAGAUUGACCUGCUUUUUGCCAGACUGGCCUUACAGUCCAUUCCAGACAACCUGGACCUAAGGGGGGACUCCAUCCUGAGAAACUUGGACAUUCGUUGUAUCCGCAGCCUUAAUGGCUGUCGAGUGACAGAUGAAAUUUUGUAUCUAGUGCCAAACAAAGAAAACUUCAGACUGACAUUGAGAGCCAUCAAACUGUGGGCAAAACGUCGCGGCAUCUACUCCAACAUGCUGGGGUUUCUGGGUGGAGUGUCAUGGGCCAUGCUGGUGGCCAGGACCUGCCAGCUCUACCCAAACGCUGUUGCUGCCACGCUCGUCCACAAGUUCUUCUUGGUUUUCUCCAAAUGGGAGUGGCCGAAUCCUGUGCUAUUGAAACAACCUGAGGACAGUAAUCUGAAUUUACCUGUGUGGGAUCCUAGAGUGAACCCAUCUGACAGAUACCACCUGAUGCCCAUCAUCACACCUGCCUAUCCCCAGCAGAACUCCACAUACAACGUCUCCACGUCAACACGCACCAUCAUGAGCGAGGAGUUCAAAUACGGUCUCAGCGUCACAGAUGAGAUUCUUCAGGGAAAAGCAGAAUGGUCCAAGCUCUUUGAGCCACCCAAUUUUUUCCAAAAGUACAAGCAUUACAUCGUUCUGACUGCCAGUGCGUCCACAGAAGAAAACCACUUAGAAUGGAUUGGUCUGGUGGAGUCCAAGAUCCGUGUUUUGGUGGGAAACCUGGAGAGGAAUGAGUACAUCACCCUGGCUCAUGUCAACCCACAGUCCUUCCCUGGGUCCAAAGAGAACCGCAAUGAGAACGACUUUGUGUCCAUGUGGUUCAUCGGGAUCAUCUUCAAGAAAGUGGAGAAUGCAGAGAGUGUGAAUAUUGACCUGACAUACGACAUCCAGUCCUUCACAGACACUGUGUACAGACAAGCCAACAACAUUAACAUGCUGAAGGAUGGGAUGAAGAUUGAAGCAACACAUGUAAAGAAGAAACAGCUCCACCAGUACCUUCCUGCUGAACUGGUGCAGAAGAAGAAGAGGAGCAUAGCGGAGUUGAACCGUAGCUCUAAUGGGGGGAGCUCUAAGAGGAUCUCUCUGGACAGCAGUCACCUGGACAGCUCCAGAGACACAGACUCAGGGACUCCCUUUAGCUCCCCAACCAGCAAACCCUCCAAGCCCACGUCUGACACAGAAGACAAUGUCAGCCCUCCCAAGCAGCUUUUUGUGGAAGGCUCCCCAGCACCCAGUGCAGCACCUGCUGCUACAGACCAGGGCAUGUCCAUCCCUGUCAUCGGCUCAAAGCCACCGGUUAAAGCGAAGGCUCCUUCUCCACCAGCCAGCAGCUCCGUCACCACAGUGCUGAGCGGGAAUGUGAAGCCCAACACCACUAGCAGCCCCAGAGAGGAGCCCAACGGCUUGGAGGACUCCGUCAAUGGAGCUCCUGCCAAGAGACCGCACUCACCUACACAAGAGGACCUGGCCAAGAGGCACAAAGACACAGAGGUGGUGUCCAAUGAUGACUCUACUUUCAAAGAGCCAUAUCCACCAUCUUCUGACUCCCAUAUGCAUGGAGAAGGACCCAACAUUACUCUUUCUGGAUCAAAGGCUAAGCCCAUUCCAACCAUCGAUACCUCAAGAACACAGAGACUUCCCAGCAUGGAGCUGCCAGACGCCUCCUCGCCUCUCCCAGCCAGCAACAGCUGUCGCGUUGUGAAAAAUUCCAUUAAACUGGCCCUGAACCGCCACAACAUCACACCUCCCAAGCCCCCAGUGUUUGAGGGCACCCUCACAACUGACGCUCCUCCCACCAGUGAAGAAAAAGGCAUGUCCAUUCCUGUCAUUGGGUCAAAAAAUACUGCAUCCAAACCCACUGUGCCCCCCGUCGGCAGCUCCAUACCUACAUUAGUGAGCCGAGGAGCCGACCCACUGAACGGAGCGCCCUCCAAGAGACCCCACUCUCCAUCUCUGGAGGAACAGGCCAAGAGGCUGAAAGAAACAGAAAAGGCCAGAAUCCACAUAGCUUGAACACACAACUAUAGACUGGAUGAAUGCAUAAAAACACAGAGGUGGGGCUUUGUUGUUAAGUCUAACACCGAGAAGUUGACUUCACACGGGGAGAGGGGGAGUGCGUUCAGGUUGGACAAUCCUAAGUGUGAAGCAGCAGGAUGGACACCUCACCUCAAAUCUCCAGUGAUAACAGAUUUGCCAGUGGAUAGGUGAUUUGGUCAAACCAGAUGUUGUCAGCACCUUCGGUCAAACUCACAGCCAGAGAGCAUUUAACACAACAGUUACGGAGAUAUCCGACAUGGGAACUAAAGCGGCAGUUUUUUUACUCGUCUUCUCCCUCAGUGUUUAAAUAUGUACACAGUACAGACGGAAAAUGAGCUGUUGUUCUUUUCAUUUUCCUCUUUUUUUUUUCCGAGUUAACAUGUUUUAAAACAGCCCAGAACAUUUAUCGAUGCUUGCUACACACACUUCCGGUGUAUGCUGAUGUUUUUUUUUUUCUUUUCUUUUCUUUUUUCUUUUCUUUUCUCCCAAACAGGAACCUGUACAGUAAAUGUUGAUGUACAUAACUUUUUUGUCUUAAAAAAAGCAAAAGAUCACUGUUAAGUCUUUUGAUCAUUCUAUUGUAGUUUUAUCUAAAAACGUGAAAAAAAAGUUUAAAAAAUUGUAAUUUUUUGUUUUUCUCUACUGCUUGUCCAAAAAAAAUUUGUCUCCAGCCCUGAAUAUUUUUUGUAAACACCGUAUAAGUUUGGAUACAGUUGCAGGGAGGAUUUAUUGAGGGUUUGCUUGGAUAUGACGGAAAUCACAACCACGACUCUUUAGACCACCACGACUACCCAAAGAGGAUUCCAGGUUAGUAUCGGACUUGCAGUGUGUAUGUAGGUGAUCAUAUUAUCCAGAUCCUUGUUUAACAGAAACGGUAGUAGACGCCCAGCGACAGCAGUGCUUCUCAGGUGCCGGUAAGAGCAAGAAAAUCAUCCUAACGACAACAAGAAACUGUCAGGCGUUUUCUGAAAGUGACGAAAUGGGUCUGAAGCUUCUCAGUCAUUGUUUAGCUCUCGGAAAGAUCAGUAUGAAACAAUGGAAAAACCAUAUUGUCUUGGAUUAAAAGAAAAGGUUGAGUUAUUCAUUAUCUGCCUACUUUUCAUGGUUUGUUCAAGCUUUAGAUGUCAGAUAGUUGUGGUAGACACAAAAAAGAAUCAAAUGAGUGCAGGACAGUUUAGAGUGCUCAAAUGUCAGUCUUGACUCUCGUGUACUGUACGUACCUGUGUUUAACAUGUAAAGUUAUCCUCAUGUGGUCAACAACCCAGCCAUCAGGAGGGCUAAACAAAGAAAAAGUAAUUUCUUCAGAUUACUGCUUGACCCCCCCACCCCCACCAGUUCACCGUGGUCUGUUGGCUAGUGAAGCUUGAAGCCAGGUCCUGCUUGUGAGCGCGUUUCAUGUCCAUGAAAGAGUUUGUGGUGCUUUGUGAAAAAAAAAAAAAAAAAAUGGUUCGAAGCUUUUUUGACAAGUUGUGCUGGUUUGUGUGUGUAUGCAUGUGUAUGUGGUUGACUGUGUGUGAGCGUGCAUGCAUAGAUGGUUGUUUAUGUGUCGGAGAGAGACGGAAUUCCCUUAGAUAUGGGUGUUAUGCGCCUCCUGUGGAGGUUCUUAAAAAGCAUCUCCUGGGGCCACAGGUGGGGGGUCAGGAGACAACUUUUUUUCCUGCCUUGGGCCCCAACCCUCCAUCUUUAUGGUCAGAAGCUGGGCAUCUUUGUGGUGGAUUUCAGCACAGAGGAUAUAUACAGUAUAUACAACAUGUGCUGCUGCAUUGUGUAACUAACAAGGCGAGAGUUAGGACGCAGGGACACAGGCUCUUUUUCCAGCAUCAGUUUCCCCAACGAAAUGUACAGAGAACAGUUUUUUCAAAAAGGCAUAUUCUUCAUUAUUGGGGGUUUUCUUAUCACUUUAUUUAUAUUUGCAUAUUUGUACCAUGUGAUCUUUUUUUUAAUAGCAUUCAUAGCAGGUAGGUCUUUUUUGAAUGAAAUCUGCACCACUCUGUUUCAGACAACCCAUGUUUUGCUGUUCGGAAACAUUUAACAAAAAGAGGUCAUUUAGAUGUUUGUUUCUAAAAUGUAUUGAAAGGGUAUUUUUGUAUGUGUUUAUCACUUCCUUUAAAUGAAUCCGUACACCCAUUAAACCCCUAAAAACUA